Molecule: messenger RNA, 4215 nt
Organism: Molossus molossus (Pallas's mastiff bat)
Lineage: Eukaryota; Metazoa; Chordata; Mammalia; Chiroptera; Molossidae
Gene: HLX
Product: H2.0 like homeobox
Exons: 4
Coding region: 474-1943 (489 amino acids)
Biological process (GO): regulation of DNA-templated transcription
Molecular function (GO): sequence-specific DNA binding; DNA-binding transcription factor activity, RNA polymerase II-specific
Source: RefSeq, a predicted model, not a curated record
UUAGAGAGAAGUUUUUUUUUUUUUUUUCCCCUCUUAUUACUUUUUUUUUUUUUUUAAACUAACGGAUUAUUAUUGUUGUUGUUUUAAAUUUAGCUCUUAGGGGUUAGCUGUUUGGGUUUUCUUUCGGUGCCCGGCCCCCGUCUCCCCGGCUUCCCUUGCGUGUGUGGAGCCGCGGCGCCCGCCGGCCAGCCGCUCCAGCGCCCCCCGCUCGCCUCCAGCCCGUGGGGACCCGGGUCUCGCACCGCCUUCAAAGUGACCGGGGCCAACUGUGACCGGCCGGGAUCCGACCCUCGCCUCCUCCCUCGGCGCUAGGGCUCCCUGGCCUCUCGUCAGAGCGGACAGAGAACCGAAAGCGGAUCGUCCUCAGCUGGGCUGCCGCCUACUCCUGGACUCAGCGCGCCCCUCCCCGCACACCCACCCACCCAUCCACCCGGCCGGCCAGGCCGCGGCGGCCAGGAGGCGCACCCGCCAGGAUGUUCGCCGCCGGGCUGGCUCCCUUCUACGCCUCCAACUUCAGCCUCUGGUCGGCCGCUUACUGCUCUUCGGCCGGCCCCGGCGGCUGCUCCUUCCCUCUAGACCCCGCCGCGGUCAAGAAACCCUCCUUCUGCAUCGCAGACAUCCUGCACGCCGGCGUGGGGGAAACGGGGGCCGCCGCGGAGGGCCUGGCGGGGGCCUCGGCCGCCGCCCUCACGGCGCACUUGAGCUCGGCUCACCCGCACGCCUCUUUCCAAGCUGCCGCCAGAUCCCCGCUUCGACCCACCCCGGUGGUGGCGCCCUCCGAAGUCCCGGCUGGCUUCCCGCAGCGGCUGUCUCCGCUCUCAGCCGCCUACCACCACCAUCACCCACAGCAGCAACAGCAGCAGCAACAACCCCAGCAGCAGCAGCCUCCGCCUCCACCCCGGGCAGGCGCCUUGCAGUCCCCGGCCUCCGGGGCGCGGGUGGUCCCGAACCCCCACCAUAGCGGCUCGGCCCCAGCCCCCUCCAGCAAGGACCUCAAAUUUGGAAUUGACCGCAUUUUGUCUGCAGAAUUUGACCCGAAAGUCAAGGAAGGCAACACGCUGAGAGAUCUCACGUCCCUGCUAACCGGCGCGCGGCCCGCCGGGCUGCAUCUUCCCGGCCUGCAGCCCUCCGCCGGCCAGUUAUUCGCGUCUCUAGAUCCUAUUAACGAGGCUUCUGCCAUCCUCAGUCCCUUAAGCUCGAACCCGAGAAAUUCAGUGCAACAUCAGUUUCAAGACACAUUUCCAGGUCCCUAUGCUGUGCUCACCAAGGACACUAUGCCCCAGACCUACAAGAGGAAGCGCUCAUGGUCCCGGGCGGUCUUCUCCAACCUGCAGAGGAAAGGCCUGGAGAAAAGGUUUGAGAUUCAGAAGUAUGUGACCAAGCCUGACCGGAAGCAGCUGGCAGCGAUGCUGGGCCUCACUGAUGCACAGGUGAAGGUGUGGUUCCAGAACCGGCGGAUGAAGUGGCGGCACUCCAAGGAGGCCCAGGCCCAGAAGGACAAAGACAAGGAGGCGGACGAGAAGCCCACAGGCGGAGGCCCGGCUGCAGACGGCGAGCAGGAUGAGCAGAGCCCCAGCCGCUCGGAGGGCGAGGCCGAGAGUGAUAGCAGCGACUCUGAGUCUCUGGACAUGGCCCCCAGUGACACAGAGCGGACUGAGGGGGCUGAGCGGUCUCCACACCAAACCACAGUCAUCAAGGCUUCGGUCGCCGGUGCGCUCCUCCCCGCCAGCAGCGGCGGGAACGGCGGCGGCAGCGGGGGCAGCGGCACUUACAGCUUCAGCGGCCUGGGCAGCACCGGCACCAGCACGGGGAUCGGGAUUGCCAGCAGCCUUGGCGGCGGCAGCAGCGGGGUUGCCCCGGAGUUGCUCCCUGCGCCCCAGCCAGCCCUCAGCAGCGCUCCCAAGAGCCCUGAGCCCGCCCAGCAGCCUCUCGGAGGCCUAUAGACUGGACCAGGGCGGAGGGCACCCGGGCCCUGCGUGCAGACGCCCAGCCUUCCUGCGUGGCUGGAUCGUGUGCCUAUUUUAUGGUGGUGGCAAUGACAGAACCAGAGAUGCAGCGGCGGAGCCUCCUUGGCCGCCUGGUACAGCCCCCACUGCGCAGUGGUCUGGGGAGUCUCGGUGCCCCACGGACACUUCUGCCUGGAUACAAGCAGCUCACACUGUAAAGUGUGACUCCACAGUUCCUUCCAGCUCUAGGCGUGGCAAACGCGUGCUGCACUUAGGGUGCCACAAACUUGUAAAUAAAAUGUUUACUACAGUUUGUAAAGAAAGGCUGCUUGGCUGGCUGGGGCUAUGCGGUCAGUAAGGUCAGGGAUCUCCGUGCUGGACCUUAGCCCCAGGGCACUGCAGGUCACCGCGGCUGGAGGCGGGGACUAGAGCUUUUGAGUAAGUGCUACAACCUCAGAACCGCCUUGCUGCAGAGAUCAGGGUUGGGGCUGAGCGGUUCCAGGUUCCACCAGUUCAGAGGUGUCAUGGCCCGAAGCCCGCCAAUGGCCGCUGAACUCGUGCUCCGUGACCCUGAGUGGGGCCUGGGAGCUGGGGUGGCCACAGAAUCUGUUAGGGGCAGAUGGCUUCCCCAGGAGAGUCGGGAUUCCUGUGCCCGCAGGCUUUCCACAGAUGCAGAGUUGGGAUGGAGAAGAUGGUAGUGCCUGGCAGGGUCCAUCUGGCCACAGCGUAUGCUCCCAAGGUGGCUGCCGGUGCCUGGUGUGAAGCUGUGCAACCAUUUCAGUACAGUCGGCCCCUUGCUCAGGCAUGAUCUGUCCUGUCCUGGUGGAAAGGACAGGCAGACCGCUGGUUCGGGCUGGAAGGCUAGGCCUGGGGUGGCUUUAAAGAUGCCCAGACAAUUGCAUGGCAGGGAGGUGUCUUAUUCAAGGUCACUCUGAGGCAGAGCCCCAGAUCAGAACUCCGACCUGCUGGCUCACAUUUGGCCCGUGAUGGGUCUACAAAACUGCCCCCACCCUAAUACACACACACACACACUCACUCUUCAUAACUGGGCUAUUGCAGGUGUCUGAUUGAGUUCAACCCCGCUGCCAGGAGGUGAGGCAGCGUCCCCGUCCCCAUCACACUGCAGCUGGAGUACAGCAAACCCAUUUUACCUGCACGCUGCUGCCACUGGAGUGGGCCAUUGAAAGUUUGUUUUUUGUUUUUUGUUUUUGAAAGGCUGAAGAGUCCUACCCUGGCUCACCUUCCCUCGAAACUACAAAAUGUCUGGAGUUUGCAAAAGGUUCUUCGGGGAGAUUUUAAAACAAACAGUUGUUGCGGCCGAACCUGAUCACCAGGGUCUAUUUGGCACUGAGCGGUGGGCCGGGCAGAAGGCCUAUUACGGGCCGACCAUCCAUUUUGUGGAGCUGGUUCUCACGGAGAGUGGUUCUCCGGUGGGGACACUGAGGUCAGCGAGCCUAGGACCACCCUUGUCCCCCGGCCAGAGUGGGAAGGCUCCCUGGUCUGGCUCAGCUUCUUCACUUUGAUCCAUUUGCUCGAGCACAUUAAAAAAUCUUCCUUCCAGAUUUAUGGGCCCAGGGGCCGAAUAGAUGCCUCCGAUUUUGUCUGCUCUGGUCUGGUACAACAGACACCUGGGCAAGUUCCACAGCCCAGCCCAGGGAUGCCAGACUGACCAUUUCCUACACCAGUCAACCCCUCACCUACCAAGCUGAACCCUUAAGGAAUGUGCCAGAGUGGGGAGGGGAGAGGGAAGACCGGGGUGGUCCAACAAAGGAAAAAGAAAGGAAAGGUUGAGGCCCCAGGAGGGAUCUCUAGUUAAAGGGGAAUGUGAGCCAGCUGUUGUCCCUAAAUGUGCCACAAGAUGGGUGGGCAGCCUCCCCACCUGCCCGGGGGGUUCCAGCCCCAGGCUGGGGUGCUUCCUUUAUUCUGUCCACAGGUUCUGCUACUUGAAUUGCAGCAUUCUCUCUGUACCCCAAUUUUGCCUUUAUUACCGAAAUCCGUUUCCUCCCAAAUGCCGGAAUUCUGGAAUCAGGUCUGCCCAAGAACAUGGAAUUACAAUUAAGAGGCACUUGAAUCCAUUUCUGGCGUUAAGGAGAAUCACGUGGCAGGAUAUACACCUGGUUGAGGAGCCAGGCUGGGGAGGGGAGAUGGGGAAGGUUGGUGCUUCAUACUCACGCCAGCUACCCGCCCUUGUGCGGUGCCUGCUGCCCCCCCAGACCCCGCCGCGUCUCUCUGCCUGGGCCCAGUUUUACGAAGUGAAGGAAGUCAUCGU